AUGUUUAUAUCGAUUGGCAUGUGCAAACUGAGUCUUUUUUUGAAUGUGCACCUGAAGAAUGAGGCCGACAAGUUGCUCAAGGAUGUGUUCAUGUACAGAGCGUAUAUUGCGCAGAACAAGCCCAGUUUGGUUCUCAGUGAAAUUGAUCAGCAAACGGCGCCAGCACCACUGAAAGCGCUUCGUUACUUCGCCGAUUAUAUGGCCAAUCCAGCGAAAAGGUUCCUUUCAAGUAAUCUAAAUCCCUCAAACAGCACUCAUAUCAUGCGUCCAGGUAACAUAGAAUAUUAA
This is a messenger RNA of Gongylonema pulchrum, 288 nucleotides long. Lineage: Eukaryota; Metazoa; Nematoda; Chromadorea; Rhabditida; Gongylonematidae. The record is from the annotation of a GenBank genome assembly.